AUCAUGACCUCAUACGGGGUGUUUGCGUUCAAAUCAAAGGUGAGAUCCAGUCCACUCUCGGUCAGUGGUACAACUCGGCAGUGCUCCUUCUCGAUUCUGUUUACGUCUUAAAACCUUCCUAAAGUCGACAAGAAAGGUCUUUCUUGUAGUUUGGGUUUGUUGGUCAACACAUUUCAACAGAUCCCCAUUGAUGAUUUCAAUCUAAUCUCACAGAAAUAUGAUUUGAAAGAAAAACAUCCCUAUAUGCAGGCUUAUAAGUUUGCCAUCGAGGCUGCAGAUCUGGCGAAAUAUACACCAUUAUUCUUUGCUCGACACAAGCGUCGGGCAGGAGAAAUGCUUUUUGAGUACUGGAAAUCAAAAACAGAAGAGAAUAACUCUCAUUAUCUUGAAAGCGCUCUGGUCGAACUGAAGGAAAGCUUGGCCGCUCACAAAAACUUGGAUUCUCUAAAAAGCAGAGAACAGUAUUAUGAAUUUAUCAAUGCUUUGUACAAAGCAAGUUGUGUAUUACAAUACAGCCAAACGAAUCAAAGAAUUAUGUCAUAUUUGUUGAAGUCCUGUUCCAUGACCUUGUUCCUUCAUUAUUGUCUUAAUCCAACCACUAUCACUCACAAUGAAUACAGUAAAAAGAAGAUCAACGCGGCAUUAACGAUUCUUGACCUUCCUUCCUAUGUUGAAAUUGAUCGUUUUACAUACGGCACAACGGAACCGCUUUACUUGAGACGAAAAGAACUACGACUUCAUGAUAGCUGUGAAAAAGCUCCAAUGGUUGAUCGAAUUUCGGAGACAGCAGAAACAAUCAAUACUCAAUCUUCUGCUGAAAUGGUUGAUAGAAUUUCCGAGACUACAGAAACUUUAACCAUCGAUACUCAAUCUCCAGCUGUCACGCCAUCUUUUUACCGAAGUGACUCCGAUGACGAAGGGGAUAACGAUGUACAUGAAUGUGAAAUAAGGUCGUAUGACGCAAUUCGAGCUCGCUGGCGAACUCACAGGACUCUUGUGUACAUCGGGGAACCUCUGAGUCUCUCCAAAGAGAAGGAAGGAGCUUUAAGGGAUCCCUACAUGGUAGAAUACCUUAGUCAGGAUGAGCCUAUGGGAAAGUAUCUUGGAAAACAAUACAAGAAGUCACGUGCUGUUGAGCAAUACCUGGAGGAUGUCACGUGUCAGAUGACUGCCCGUUACUACGUAGGAAUGUUUAAUGAAGAAUUGUACAAGAAAGGUUAAUGAAUUAUUUCAAACACGGUAUUUGCGGUGUUUAAAACAAACACAAAAACAUCACGCGGAAUGAGUUUAAUAUACAUAGUUACUGGAAG
Xenia sp. Carnegie-2017 is the source of this 1310-nucleotide messenger RNA. RefSeq lists its product as uncharacterized. Gene Ontology annotation, molecular function: ATP binding; protein serine/threonine kinase activity. The record is from RefSeq and is a predicted model, not a curated record. The coding region runs from base 244 to 1221 and encodes 325 amino acids. The transcript has 4 exons. Gene Ontology annotation, biological process: protein phosphorylation. NCBI's taxonomy places the organism in Eukaryota, Metazoa, Cnidaria, Anthozoa, Malacalcyonacea, Xeniidae.